Molecule: messenger RNA, 5170 nt
Organism: Gadus morhua (Atlantic cod)
Lineage: Eukaryota; Metazoa; Chordata; Actinopteri; Gadiformes; Gadidae
Gene: dhx29
Product: DEAH (Asp-Glu-Ala-His) box polypeptide 29
Exons: 27
Coding region: 2-4513 (1503 amino acids)
Biological process (GO): translational initiation
Cellular component (GO): intracellular anatomical structure
Molecular function (GO): RNA binding; ATP binding; RNA helicase activity
Source: RefSeq, a predicted model, not a curated record
CAUGUUUCCAAGCGGCAUUGACACGAUUCCCACAAUGCAACGCGAGUCUACGGUAACACUUCCGCUACGGAAGCCCCGAGCCGUGUGCGUCCAAAUAGUGUUCCUCUCACGAAUAUCUAACACAACUGGAUUCUUGGGAUGGACAGAUGAAAGAUUGUCACGUUUUAAUGACUCAACACCUGAAUGGCAGCACAUAGAUAGUUUUCGGGUUGACCAUCAGCAGACAGUAUACGACCUAAUGGGUGGAAAGAAGAAGAAAGCGUGUGCGGCAGCGGCGCCUGUAGCCGCGGCUAGAGGGGCUCCUGCAGCGGCCAACAUCGUGGCAGAAGACCCCUCUGUUGGCAAGAAACCUCCGCCGAUCAAGCCAGUGAAACCAGUAAAGGACAACAAACCCAAAGCUCCGAGGACCUACAGCCUGGCCAACACUGCCCAGGUGGACACCGGUGGGGUCGCUGACAAAUCGAUUCUCAAAGUGGUCAUUCAAGUGGACCUGGAGAAGAAGAUCAUCAAGCUGAUCAAUGACUUCAGACAGGAGAAUGGAGACAAGGGGCCAAUAUCCGGGAGACUCACCAAUAAGAAAUUGCUGGACCUUUACACCGCUCUGCAGAAGUUCAACUUCAAGACAGAGCACAUUGAAGAGGCCAUGAAAAGCAGUGUGUUGUAUGGUGGCGAUCUCCACUCUGCUCUCGACUGGCUUUGUCUGAAUCUCAAAGAUGAGGAGCUUCCUGAUGGUUUCCGGCAGCAGAUGCAGGAGGAGAAUCAGAAGAGCAGGCCCAAGUACCAGCCCAUAGUCCAUGAAAAGCCCGCCCCACCCAGCCCCAAAGCAUCCCGUGAUGACUCUCCGAAGGAGGCCAUUAAGAAGGCCCCGGUGAAGGACGAGGCUGCUGUGAAGGACUGGAUCCUCAGAUACGCUGAGCAGAGCAGCGAGGAGGAGGAGAUGGAGGAGAAAGAAAAGGGCGGAGGGAACAAUCUUGCCAGCAGCAUGGAGCAGGAGGGCAAGUUUGACCCAAACGACAGGUACCUGGUGUUAACUGCCCAGCUGUACGACACCAAGGACAUGGCAGCCACCGCCAAGUUAAAAAAAGACAAAGCAUCCCAAAGGAUGGCCCAGGACAGGAUACGCAUCAUACAGCAAGAAAUGAAACCUCUGGAGUCACAUCCAAUGUUCAACCCAGCUAUAAAGGUAGUGGACGCGCCCAAGGAGAACAAAGCACUUCCUGUGGCCGUGGAGGAGGGUCUCAACCUGUUUGAUCAAGUUCCAGUCCCGCCCCCGGCAGUUAAAGGUACAGUUGUAACAAUUGGUCCAAGAAGCUCCAAGAUGUUAAAUCAAUUUUCAACGUCAAUCACCUCACCAUCUAUACACAACUUAUUUGCAGAGUCCAAGAAGAACGAGCCAAAGGACAUUCGUGACUUUGACUACACGUCCCGCAGUUGGACGGGCAAGUCUCCGAAACAGUUCCUGAUCGACUGGGUCCGCAAGAACCUGCCCAAGAGCCCCGCGCCGGCCUUCCACAAGGUCCAGGUUGGGAAGUACUGGAAGUGCAAGGUGCGUGUCCAGAGGCUAGAUGACGUGCUGGAGGUCUGUCCCACCAUCCUGACCGAGGACGGCAUGCAGGCCCAACACCUGGGGGCUGUCCUGGCUCUGUACACCAUGGUCAAAGGACAGUCGGUGCACCAGCUGCUGCCCUCCACCUACCGGGACGUGUGGCUGGAGUGGCGGGACCGGGACCAGCAGAGGCAGGAGGAGAGCCGCACCGCCGCCAACAAGCCCCGGGACCAGUUCAUCGCCCGCCUGCUCACCCGGCUCAAGCAGCAGCAGCAGCAGCACAACCCCAGCUCGGGCUCCCAGGACCCCCAUCCCCGGUUCGGAUCCAAGGCGACGCAGCCCGCCGGCGGGGAGGACGAGCCGGAGGAGUCCUGGGAGAACCUGGCGGGCCUGGAGAUGGAGGACGGCGGGGAGACCAACGACAAGGCGGAGGCCGGCCGGGGCAGAAAGGAGAAGGGCGGAGGGUUCGAAGCGUCCAGGGAGCUGAUGAUCAGGAUGAGGAAGUCCCCAAUGGCGUGCAAACUCAAGGCGGAGCGGGAGCAGCUGCCGGUCUUCCAGCACCGCCACCGGGUGAUGGAGGCCCUGGGACGGCACCGCGUGGUGGUGGUGGCCGGGGAGACGGGCAGCGGCAAGAGCACCCAGGUGCCCCAGUUCCUCUUGGAGGAGCUGCUGCUGGGGGGGGACGGGGCGGGCGCGGCGAGGCCCUGCAACAUAGUGGUGACCCAGCCCCGCAGGAUCUCGGCCAUGAGCCUGGCCACCCGGGUCAACCAGGAGCUGGGCUGUGAGGACGCGCCCGGGUCCAAGAUGUCUAUUUGUGGGUACCAGAUCCGGAUGGAGAACCGGUCGGGGGAGGCCACCCGCCUGCUGUACUGCACCACGGGGGUCCUGCUCAGGAAGCUCCAGCAGGAGCGCCACCUGGACUCACUCACACACAUCAUCGUGGACGAGGUGCACGAGCGCAGCGUGCAGUCGGACUUCCUGCUGACCAUCCUGAGAGACAUGGUGCUGCGGCGUUCCGACCUGCGGAUCGUCCUGAUGAGCGCCACGGUGGACUGCACCAAGUUCUCCCGAUACUUCAACAACUGCCCCGUGGUCUCGGUGCCCGGGAGGACCUUCCCCGUGGAGGUGUUCCACCUGGAGGACAUCGUGGAGCAGACGGGCUACGUGCUGGAGAAGGACUCAGAGUACAGCCAGAGGAUCCUGGAGGACGAGGAGGAGGUCAACAUCUCUGUCUCCCAGAAAGGAGGCAAGACGACGCAGCACCAGGAGUUUGUGACGAAGGACGCCAACGCCGGCUGGGACCUGGGCCCGGACCUGGACCACUUCAGCAGCCGCACCCGCCACGUCCUGCAGUACAUGAACCCCAACAAGAUCAACAUGGAGCUGCUCCUGGACAUCAUAGACUACCUGGACAAGUCUCCUCAGUUCUCCUGCAUGGACGGAGCCAUCCUGGUGUUCCUACCUGGUCUGGCUCACAUCCAGCAGCUGUACGACCUACUGUCCAACGACAAGAGGUUUAGGAUCAAGGACCGGUAUGUUCUGGUGGCCCUUCACUCCACCCUCUCCUCUAAAGACCAAGCGUCUGCCUUCACAGUGCCCCCUGCAGGCGUCAGGAAGAUUGUGUUGUCCACUAACAUCGCCGAGACAGGCGUGACUAUCCCCGAUGUGGUGUUUGUCAUCGACAGUGGAAAGACCAAAGAAAACAAGUACCAUGAAAGCAGUCAAAUGAGCUCCCUGGUGGAGACGUUUGUUUCGAAGGCCAGCGCGCUCCAGCGCCAGGGCCGGGCGGGGCGAGUCAGGGACGGCUUCUGCUUCAGACUCUACCCGAAGUUCAGGUUUGAUGCCUUCAUGGAUUACGCAGUCCCAGAGAUACUACGAGUUCCUCUGGAAGAGCUGUGCCUGCAUAUUAUGAAGUGCGACUACGGCUCGCCGGAGGACUUCCUGAAGCGCUCGCUGGACGCCCCACAGCCCCAGUCGGUCAGCAACGCCGUCAGCCUGCUGAGGAAGAUGGGGGCGUGCCACGCCACCGACCACGCCCUCACGCCGCUGGGCCACCACCUGGCCGGCCUGCCCGUCAACGUCAAGAUCGGCAAGAUGCUGAUCUACGGCGCCAUCCUAGGCUGCCUGGACCCCAUCGCCACCAUCGUGGCAGCCAUCACAGAGAAGUCUCCCUUCUCUACUCCGAUGCACAGGAAGGACGAAGCCAACGUGGCCAAAGCUGCCCUCGCGUUCGGGAACUCUGAUCACCUGACCAUAUACAACGCUUACCAGGGUUGGAAGAACUCACGGAUGGAUGGAACACGGACUGAAAUGACCUUCUGUCGGAACAACUUCCUGAACCGAACCGCCCUCAUCACUAUAGAGGACGUGAAACAGGAGCUGAUGAGGAUGAUGGAGCAGGCUGGGUUCUGGUCCCCUCGCUGCUCCUCCUCCUCCUCCUCUUCCUCCUCCAGGGGGCCCUUGGCGCCCCUGUCCAAGCACACCAUCUCGGUGAUGAAGGCGGUGCUCACGGCGGGCCUCUACGACAACGUGUCCCGCGUCCUGUGCACCCUCUCGGUGGACGUGCUGGAGCGGGUGGCCUGCACGGGCGAGACCCCCCAGGGCAAGGCCCAGGUGCACCCGUCCUCCGUCAACCGCAACCUGCAGACCCACGGCUGGCUGCUGUACCAGGAGAAGGUGAAGUACACCAAGAUCUACCUGCGAGACACCACCUUGAUCUCCCCGUUCCCCCUGCUGCUGUUCGGAGGGGACAUAGACGUCCAACACAGAGAACGCCUCAUCACCGUGGACGGGUGGAUUCUCUUCCAGGCUCCAGUGAGGAUCGGGGUCAUCUUCAAACACCUGAGGAAGCUGAUGGACUCGCUGUUGGAAAAGAAGCUAGCCAACCCCAAGAUGAAUCUGGAAGACGAGAAGACCAUCCAGUUGAUUUUAGAGUUGAUAAAGACAGAGAAUACUGUUAAUCUAUGAACAUUAUUAGGAUGGAGAACAUGUGAUAUAAUACAUGAGUUAUUAGGAUGGUGCACAUGUAAAAUGAAUCCAUGAACGUUAUUAGGAUGGAGAACAUGCAAUAUUAUUCCAUGAACAUUAUUAGGAUGCAGUACUUCUUAACAACGAUGAUGUAUGCUUCAAAAACACUACAACUGGCCUGUGCCUUGUGUUUUGAUCAUGUUAUUAAAAGUAAUUUAUCCAAAAAUGAAUUUGGAUAGAUUUGUAUGAUGUAGGUGAUGCUUCUUAAGCAAAACUGUAUAUGGAAUGUCCCUGAACAAUUCCAGAGGAAAAAAUAACCGAAUAUAUGGCAAGAUUGAUUUCUUACAGUAUGUAAAGGAAUAAAUACAUUGGUUUUUAGUCAAAAGAAAAAUGCCCUUUUUGUGUUUGAUUUUAUUUCUACUUCAACAUAUUUUUAUUGCAAUGCGUGGUUUAUUUUACAGUGAUCUGGGAGUUGCCACAACUUUAUAAAGUUCUCCCUUUCCUCCUGGUGAGAAUAGCACGCCGCGCUAAUGGGUUUCAGACUUUAUUCCUCUUUUUAAUUCACUCAAGAGCCAAACCCUGGCUUCUACUGUCUGUAUGUACCGUACUAACGGUUGAAAUGACAUAAACAUGGGUUGUUUAACCGCAAAACCUAAA